GCAUCGAGAUAUUAAAUGCUUCAAAUGACAUGGUAUGUGUCAUUACUCUAGUGAUUGCCCAAACAAGAGAUUGAUGGUUAUUAGAGGAGAUGAUAUUGUCUCUGACUCUGAUCAUGGUGAUGAUUCUAAUCAUAAUAUUAUGCCACUUUUGGAGGAUUGUUCUGAUGGUGAUAUUGAGUAUGUAGUCCAUGGUGAAUCUCUUGUUGUUAGACAUACUUUGAAUUUGCAAGUGAAAGAAGAUAGCCUAGAGCAAUGCCAAAAUCUUUUUCACACUAGAUGCUUGGUGGGUGGAAAGGUAUGUAGUCUGAUUAUUGAUGGCGGGAGUUGGACUAAUGUGGCUAGUACACUUAUGGUGGAGAAAUUUGGUUUGACAUGUGUUCGACAUCCUAAACCAUAUACGUUGCAGUGGUUGAAUGAUAGUGGAGAAAUCAAGGUUGACAAGCAGGUGACAAUUGUAUUCUCUGUUGAAAAAUAUGUUGAUGAGGCAUUGUGUGAUGUGGAGUCAAUGCAAGCUUGUCAUUUAUUAUUGGGGAGACCUUGGCAGUUCGACCGUCAAGCAUUUCAUGAUGGUCACACGAAUCGGUUCUCCUUUAAUUUUAAUGGUCGUAAGAUCACUCUUGCUCCUUUAUCAUCUAAGGAGGUUUACCUUGACCAUUUGAAGCUUCAACAUGAUACUAAGGGGAUCAUGGGAUGUGAGAUUACAAAAAAAUUUGAGAGAAAAGAGGCUAUGAGUGAAAAGAAUAUAGCAAAAGGUCCAAAGGUGAUUGAAAAGAAAGAAAAGAGUACGUCAUGAGAGUAGUGCAAAUACAGAAAAAAUUGAGAAAAUUGAGAGCAAAUUAUGUUUCUUUGCACAAAAAAGAGAUUUAAAGAGUGCUUUAAUUAGCAAGAAAGCUUUGUUUAUGGUUCGAUUUAGGGAUACUUUAUUCUCUGACACUGACCUUAACCCAAAUUUGCCAAAUAGCUUUGUCUCUUUGUUGCAGGAAUUCGCCGAUGUCUUUCCUACUGAUGUGCCACGUGGUUUGCCUCCAUUACGAGGGAUUGAGCACCGAAUUGAUUUUAUUCCUGGUGCUAGCAUUCCUAAUAGACCAGCCUAUAGGAGUAACCCUGAAGAGACAAAGGAACUUCAAAGGCAAGUUGAGGAGUUAUUAGCCAAAGGUCACAUCAGGGAGAGUAUGAGUCCAUGUGAUGUACUAGUUUUGUUGGGUCCAAAGGAUGGUACUUAGCGAAUGUGUGUGGAUUGUCGUGCAGUCAAUAAGAUUACGAUAAAGUAUCAUAUCCCUAGGUUAGAUGACAUACUUGAUGAGUUAUAUGGUGCAUGCAUAUUCACUAAAAUUGAUUUGAAAAGUGGGCGUAAUCAAAUUAGAAUGAAACAAGAGGAUGAAUAGAAAACUACAUUUAAAACAAAACAUGGGUUAUAUGAGUAGUUAAUAAUGCCUUUUGGACUAACUAAUGCACCUAGUACUUUUAUGCGUCUAAUGAACCAUGUUUUGUGAGAAUUUUUGGGUAAAUUUGUUGUUGUUUAUUUCGAUGAUAUUCUCAUUUAUAGCACUUGUUUGAAUGACCACUUGUCACAUGUUUUAGCUGUUUUGGGAGUGCUUCGAAAAGAAAAAUUAUAUGCCAAUCUUAAAAAGUGUACUUUUUGUAUUGAUCGAGUUAUAUUUCUUGAUUUUAUUGUGAUUGUGAGUGAAAUUGAUGUUGAUGAGGAAAAGGUAAAGGCUAUUUGUGAAUGGCCAACUCCUAAGAAUGCUUCAAAGGUAAGAAGUUUUCAUGGGUUAGUUGGAUUUUACAGGAUAUUUGUAAAAAAAAUUUCUACUAUUGCUGCAUCUCUCACAGAGGUUAUCAAAAAGGAUGUUGGAUUUAAAUGAGAAAAGGAACAAGAAAUUGUAUUUCAUACCCUAAAAGACUAUUUGUGUUCUGCUCCUAUUCUUAUUUUACCUAACUUUGAUAAAACAUUUGAGAUUGAAUGUGAUGCUUCUAGGAUUGGUAUAGGUGUUGUUUUGAUGCAGGAAAAACAAGUCAUUGCCUUCUUCAGUGAAAAGUUGAAUUUAGCUCAGCGUAAAUAUUCAACAUAUGACAAAGAAUUAUAUACUUUGGUUCGGGCUUUGGAGGUUUGGCAACACUAUC
This is a messenger RNA of Arachis ipaensis, 2124 nucleotides long. The record is from RefSeq and is a predicted model, not a curated record. NCBI's taxonomy places the organism in Eukaryota, Viridiplantae, Streptophyta, Magnoliopsida, Fabales, Fabaceae.